AUGGUUCGCCUUUCGAUUCUCGCACUCGCUACUUCUCUGGCAAUGGCCUUUGCCUUGCCCCAGGAUUUCUGCACGACUGUCUGUCGUCCCCAGAAGCCUGACUGCCCUGAAGGCGAGGUUGCCAGUGGCAAUGAGAACUGCUGGGGAUGCUGCAAGCCCAUCGUAGCCAGAUCCGACGUCUGCACCCUCGAAUGUCGUCCCCAGAAGCCUGAAUGUCCUGAAGGCGAGGCACCCACCGGUAACGAGAACUGCUGGGGCUGCUGCCAGCCAAUCCAGAACGCCCGCGUCCCCGCCAACGAGACAGAUGUCUGCAUCGACGUCUGCCGCCCCGAAAAGCCUGAAUGUCCCACCGGCGAGGCCCCCACGGGCAACGAAGGUUGCUGGGGCUGCUGCGAGCCUAUUCCUCAGACUACACGUCCCUGCACUCUGGAAUGCAAGCUCGAGAAGCCCGAGUGUCCCGCUGGAGAGGCCCCUACCGGCGGCGAGGGCUGCUGGGGAUGCUGCCAACCCAUUGAGAACAAUGCACGGGCCAACGACACUACCGUCUGCACCGAUGUCUGCCGUCCAGAGAAGCCUGAAUGUCCCACCGGCGAAGCUCCCACUGGCCAGGAAGGCUGCUGGGGAUGCUGUGAGCCUGUUGUCGAGGAGAAGCGUCCCUGUACCCUGCAGUGCAGACUCGAGAAGCCUGAGUGUCCUGCGGGCGAGGCUCCCACUGGUGGCGAGGGCUGCUGGGGCUGCUGCCAACCUAUCGAGGAGGAGCAGAGCAGCAAUGAUGACGAAAGCAAGCCUUGCCUUGCUGUUUGCCAGCCUGAAAAGCCGGAAUGUCCUGCGGGAGAGGCACCCACUGGUGAGGAGGGAUGCUGGGGAUGCUGCCAGCCUACUGCGUGA
This is a messenger RNA of Aspergillus puulaauensis, 888 nucleotides long. RefSeq names its product cell wall cysteine-rich protein. The record is from RefSeq and is a predicted model, not a curated record. Lineage: Eukaryota; Fungi; Ascomycota; Eurotiomycetes; Eurotiales; Aspergillaceae. The transcript has 7 exons. Bases 1 to 888 code for a protein of 295 amino acids.